ACACACACACUUGCGCACAAAUUCCACGUGCACGUAAACACACAAACGUCAAACAUAGAUUAUAAACAAAGAUUAAAUUACCAUUAAACAUUAACAAUAAAAUAAAAAAUUAAUCAAAAUGUUUAUAAAACCUUUCAAAGUUAAGUCCAACAAUCAAUUAAAAGGAACAGAAAGAAAAAAAUUAUGUGAAGAUGUAUUAAUUUCAUUUCCAAAUUUAUCUGAUGCUGAUGUUCAAGCUUUAUUACCAAAAAAAGAAACAAUAAGUUCAAUGAAAAUAAUAACCCAUGGUGGUGAAUUAUGUAAAUUAUAUUGUGUUGCUAAAGUACCAAUGUUUUUUCAACUUGAUCAACCAAAUUUACAAUUAUUCCCAACAAUUUUUACUCUCUGGCAACAUCCAGAUUUAUUAUAUUAUUAUACCACAUAUCCACCAGUUGUAUCAAAAUUAGCAAAUGGUGCACAUCUAAUGUUACCUGGUGUUGUUUUAAAUGGUCCAACAACAAUAAAAUCAUAUGGUAAACUAGAAAAAAAUACACCAGUUGCAAUAAAUACUGAUGAUAAUAAGGCAGCUGUUGCUGUUGGUGUAACAUCACACUCAUCAGAAGAAAUGUACAUGUGUGGUGGACGUGGUAAAUGUGUUGAUGUUAUUCACGUUAUUGGUGAUGCCCUGUGUCAACUUGGUAAACCUCCAACAAGACCACAAAUUGAUGAUAAAUCAGAUACUCCAACUGUCAAUGAAGACUCAACUUCAGAUAUUGUUGAAGAUUUAAAUACAGCUGCCAUAGAUGAUGACAUCAAUGAUAAUAAAAAUGAUGAUAUUAAUGAAAACAAUAUUGUAACAACACCACCAGAAAUUAAUAAUCUUGAUCCAAUCAAAGAAAUGGAUAAAUUACUUGAAUAUUGUUUUUUAAAAGCAUGUAAAAUUUUUAAAAAGAAUGAUCUUCCAAUUUUAAGUUCAAGCUUUUUUAAAAAUCAUUUAAUAGCUGCAUGUCCUUCAGAUCAAAUUGUUGAUGUUAAAAAAUCAAGUUUUAAAAAAUUAUCAGCAUUUCUUGCUUAUAUGGUAUCAAAAGGUGUUAUCAAUACAACAAUAAUUAAAGGUGUUGAAAGUAUAACACAAAUUCAGUCAUCAAAUCCAUUGAUAAGGGAACUUGUUAUUAAUGAAACAGCUGAACCAUCAAAACCAGUAUCUUCAAAUACUCCAGUUGUGUCUGAAUGUUUUCGUGUUACUGCUGAUGUACUUCCAAUACUUUCAAAAUUUGGAUAUGAAAAAGGUGAUGUAAUGAAACGUGUAGAAAUACGUAAAUGUUUUAUGGAUUAUGUUAAAAAAGAAAAUCUUCAAGAUGGAAAAAUGAUGAAUAUUAAUCCUCAACUUGCUGGUACAUUGCGUACAAAAGAAAAUGUUUUAUCAUUGACAAUAGAAGAUGGAAUUAAUAAAUUUAUUGGAAAAAUGACACAUACUCAUGAAAUAACAGUUGGUAAUACGACAUUGUUGCAUACUGGAAAAUUAGAACCAAUUGAUAUAACAGUAACAACAAGAUGUAACAAUAAAAAGGUUACUCUUAUUAAUAAUUUAGAAACUUUUGGAAUUAAACUUGAUGAAUUUAGUAAAGAAUGUCAAGGUAUUGGUGCAAGUGCGACAAUAACAGAUGUACCUGGUAAAAAAACACCAAAUGUUCUUGUUCAAGGAAAUCAAGUCCUCUAUGUUUAUAAAUUAUUAACUGAAAAAUAUCGUAUCAACAAAAAUCAUAUUAAAGGAUUGGAGUUUGCACCGAAAAAAAAAAAGUGAUAAAAAAAAAAACAUAAAUAAAUUGAUAAUUUUUUAAUUUUCAUCUAUUUUUUACACCGUAUGAUUUUUUUAAAACAAAUUAAAUAUAUUGAACAAAAAAAAAAAAAAAUGAUUUUAAUAAAACUUGCCAACAAUAAUUAUCUGAUUAAAAUGAUAAAAAAUUUUUUUUUCAAAUAAAAAUUAAUAAAAACUGACACAUUUUAUGAUAAUUCAAUUUAUAUAAAAAGAAAAAAGAGUUUUAUGACUUGAUAGUUAUAAUUCUAUGGACAUUGUAAAAACUAUAUUUUAAAUUGUUAAAAAGUAAGUAUGCUGACAUCACUCAAAAUGUGUCUGAUAAGAUAUAAAAGUUUAACGAAACAAAGUUAAUAUUUUUUUUUGCAAGUUAUUGUUUUAUGAAACUUGUGUUAAGAUUAUGAUAAUACUGAUGAUACACACAGUAAAGUAUCAUAGUUAAUUCAAUAACACAGUUGAAAAAAAAACCAUAAAAUAAGUUUAAAAAA
Messenger RNA from Aphidius gifuensis, 2283 nucleotides. It is a transcript of the gene eIF2D, whose product is annotated as eukaryotic translation initiation factor 2D. NCBI's taxonomy places the organism in Eukaryota, Metazoa, Arthropoda, Insecta, Hymenoptera, Braconidae. Gene Ontology annotation, biological process: formation of translation preinitiation complex; translational initiation. The coding region runs from base 119 to 1783 and encodes 554 amino acids. The record is from RefSeq and is a predicted model, not a curated record. The transcript is spliced from 8 exons. Gene Ontology annotation, molecular function: RNA binding; translation initiation factor activity.